This is a messenger RNA of Columba livia (rock pigeon), 7870 nucleotides long. It is a transcript of the gene ZNF319, whose product is annotated as zinc finger protein 319. Gene Ontology annotation, biological process: regulation of transcription by RNA polymerase II. Bases 1039 to 2703 code for a protein of 554 amino acids. The record is from RefSeq and is a predicted model, not a curated record. Gene Ontology annotation, cellular component: nucleus. The transcript has 2 exons. Gene Ontology annotation, molecular function: RNA polymerase II cis-regulatory region sequence-specific DNA binding; DNA-binding transcription factor activity, RNA polymerase II-specific. NCBI's taxonomy places the organism in Eukaryota, Metazoa, Chordata, Aves, Columbiformes, Columbidae.
UCCGCUCCACUCCCGCCCGCACCCCGCGGCCGCCGCCCGCCCGCCGCCGGCACCGGCGCCCCUUUCCCUUCCUCCCGGCUACCGCCCCCACGCCAGCGUGGGGCUCGGGCGGAACGCGCAGGCCGCGGCCCCGCCAGCGGCGAGCGGGCUGACAGGGGCCUCCCGCCGCAGGUGAGGGGCCCGGCCGCCGCCGCCGCCGCCCUUUGUGUGGGCCUCGGCGGGGCAGGGGCGGCCGCCGCCGGGCAGGGACCCCCUACCCCACCGCGGGGCCUCCCGGCGCGGCGGCGGUGAAGGCCUCGGGGCGCCGCCGCCGCCGCGUUUGUCCGCAGGCCCGCGGGGCCGGACGAGCCCGUCCCAUGGGGAGAGGCGAGCGGCGGGCCGGGCCUCGCCGCGGGCUGCGGCGGCGGCGGCUGCUCUCCCAGCUCCCCGGCCGCCCCCGCGCCCCGCGGCCCCGCCGCGCCUCGCCCUGAAGCGGCCUUGGCCCGGCUGCGGGAGGCCCGGACCAUGCCGGAGAGGGCUGUGCCGGGGGCCGCUUCUCCAGUUUGAAAGUACCUCUGCUUUCCCGGCUUCUCUCCUUAAAUGGUUGUCGCUUCCCACCUCCCACAGAGGGAUGAGUUAGGCUCGGAGCUGGCGCCGACUUGGGUACCCGUGCAGAGCCCUCGGUAAGCUAAGAGAGCGCUGCUCCCUCCCUCACCCUUCCCAAAUGUGAGCCCAUCACAGCCAGCACAGAGAAGGUCCUCCUCUUGUCGUCAAGGCACUUGCUUCUGGCUCCUGUUCUUUUGUCCAAAAAAAGAAAAAGCCAAAAUAAAUCAGUCUGCAAAGAACUUGUGCUGACCUAAGGAGAAGGCUGUGGAGUCUCAUUUGCCUCUUUGCUUCUCAAGAUCCUUGGCUGUGUGCUGGAUUUUCUGUCCUCACAUUCAGGGGAUCAGCUACAGGAAAUCAGGAUCUUGGAUACUUUUGAUUUUUGUUUCUACCUGAACCAUUUCAAUCGAGAAGCUGAAGCUGUCACUGCUAAAAUCUUGUGUUUUUUUUCCAAGCAUGUCAGAAAGCUGGCAGCAGCAACAGCAGCAACCACAGCAGCAGCCGCCGCCACCACAGCAGCACCACACUGGGGCAGCCGCCCUCCCAGAGCACUCCAUCCCGCCCAGCACUGCUGACAACCCCUUGGGCUGUGCUGUCUACGGCAUCUUGCUCCAGCCAGACCCAGGUCUGCAGCACCACCAGCACACCCCCAUCCAGGCUGGAGAGCCGUCCCACAAAUGUGGGGUGUGUGGCCACGACCUCGCUCACCUCUCCAACCCCCAUGAGCACCAGUGCUUGCCAGGCCAUGACCGCUCUUUCCAGUGCACCCAGUGCCUGAAGAUCUUCCACCAGGCCACUGACCUCCUCGAACACCAGUGCAUCCAGGUGGAGCAGAAGCCCUUUGUGUGCGGCGUCUGCAAAAUGGGCUUCUCCCUCCUGACCUCGUUGGCACAGCACCACAAUGUCCACAAUGGCAAUGCCAUGAAGUGCUCCAUCUGCGAGAAGACCUACAAGACUCCUGAGGUGGAGCAUUCGCAGCCUCUCGACCCCUCAGAGAAGCCCUACAGCUGCUCCAUCUGUCAGAAAACUUUCAAGCACCUCUCAGAGCUGUCCCGGCAUGAGCGCAUCCACACAGGUGAAAAGCCCUACAAGUGCACGCUGUGCGACAAGAGCUUCAGCCAGUCGUCCCACCUGGUGCACCACAAACGGACACACAGCUCGGAGCGGCCCUACAAGUGCACAGUGUGCGAGAAGACCUUCAAGCACCGCUCCCACCUGGUGCGCCACAUGUAUGCGCACUCAGGGGAGCACCUCUUUAAGUGCAACGUUUGCGAGUUGCACUUCAAGGAGUCAUCGGAGCUGCUGCAGCACCCCUGCACGCCCAGUGGGGAGCGGCCCUUCCGCUGCGGUGAAUGCCAGAAGGCCUUCAAGCGUCCCUCAGACCUGCGGCAGCACGAGCGCACACACAGCGAGGAGCGUCCCUUCAAGUGUGACCUCUGCCAGAUGAGCUUCAAGCAGCAGUACGCGCUCAUGCGCCACCGCCGCACACACAAGACCGAGGAACCCUUCAAGUGCAACCUGUGCGAGAAGGGCUUCGUGCAGCCCUCACACUUGGUGUACCACCAGCACGUGCAUGGCAUAGAAAACCUCUUCAAGUGCAACGUGUGCCAGAAAGGCUUCAACCAGUCCUCAGAGCUGCUGCGGCACAAGUGCGUGCAGAAUGCAGAGCGGCCCUUCAAGUGCGCGGUGUGCAACAAGUCCUACAAGCGAGCCUCAGCUCUGCAGAAGCACCAGCUGGCCCACUGCGCCGAGAAGCCGCUCAAGUGCACGCUCUGUGAGAGACGUUUCUUCUCCUCCUCCGAAUUCGUGCAGCAUCGCUGCGACCCAGCCCGUGAGAAGCCCCUCAAGUGCCCCGACUGUGAAAAACGGUUCAAGUACGCCUCGGACCUGCAGCGGCACCGGCGCGUGCACACGGGUGAGAAGCCCUACAAGUGCCCCUCCUGCGAGAAGGCCUUCAAGCAGCGCGAGCACCUCAACAAGCACCACAGCGUGCACGCCCGGGAGCAGCAGUACAAGUGCAUGUGGUGCGGGGAACGGUUCCUGGACUUGGGCCUGCUGCAGGAGCAUAGCGUCCAGCACACAGCCGAGGGCGCCUACCAGGUGGCUGCCUGCUUGCCAUGAGCCUCCGUCCCCUCGGCGGCUUUCAGCUUGCAUGAGCCUCGGCCUCCCCUUCCCUCUCCUCAGUUGCAGAUGGCCUCCAGGGAGUUUGGGGGAAAGGGGUGGUGUGGUGGGUGGGCAGGUAAACUUUCCUCUGGCCUCUAUGGUUGAUACACCCCUUGUAUUGCAGAGAUGACGGACAAUGUGAAAAGCUCGAAGGGGUCGAGAGGAAAGGAGGGAGGUGGGGAGAUGGAACAAUACCUGUAGUUUCCUGGUGUCUCCUGGGCUGUAGUUCACGCUGUACCUGCAGUUUCAGUGCUGGGAGCUCACCUGCCCACUGCAGGCACCAGCCCUUUGCCUGCAGCCUCUUUCCUCUGCCCUGCCUGGUGGGGUGGUGGGUGGCUGGGUGACUCCUGGAGAGGGCUUGGGAGCAAGGCAGAGCCAGCCCUCCCUCCUCCUGGGGUGUGCUGCACGGCAAGGAAGUAGCAAGUUUCUGCUGCUGGGAUCUCCCAGCUUUCUUGGUCCAAGCUCAUUUGAGAGGACUGCUUCAGAUCAUUAGUGCUGAUUGACUGCCCCAACCUCCCCUGCUCUCCUUGAGUCUAGAAAGGAAAAGCCAUGGGGCUACACAGCUCCAAAAAGCACUUUGGCAUUGCUGCUUUUGCAGUCGCUGGCUGUCACAGUCUGCAAGGGUUCUGGGUGAGCCUGCCCACCCCAUCCCUGCCAGCAGCAUGGGGAUGAGCAGCGAAUGCUUCGCCGCUACCAGAGAGCAUGGCGAGGAGAGCGUUCAUGCCCCACUCCUGGCUGAGAGCUUGGUGUUUCAGAGCUGCUUCCUGAGGGACAUAGCUCUCCUGCCAGGACUUAACCUCCAGCCCCAGGCCCCUUCCCUCUUUGCACCGCUCGGGCUGUUAGCAUCCCUCCAGGGGGUCAGGCAAAGGGCUGUCCCAGCAGUGUGAACACUAAAGGGUGAGGUGAACACUACUAAUAACCUGCGAUUUCAGAGACAUUACCAUUGCUGACAGAAACCCAUGCCACGUGCCAGGCUUGGUGUCCCAUUUGUUGGAGGAGAACCAGAGGGACCCAGGAGAAUCUUUCCUGGCCUAUGGGCUCAGCUCCACCGGGAGGGGAAGAUUAGCGGUGGGUGAAGGAGGAGUGUAUUUUUUUUUUCUCCUCUUGCAGGAGUCCUGUUUUAUCCCUUUACUCUUUCUUUACCUCUUCUGUAUUUUUCAGGUUUUGCACUGUCCUUGUAAACAUCACUUAAAAAUAAAUUUCCCCUAGCAAGGUCAAUGCAGCCUGAGGUGUUUUGCUCGGCAGGAUUUUUCUGGCUUCUCAUGACCAAGAGACAUGCUACAUGCCAGUUAGAUGCCUUGGAGGUUGAAAGCGUGCUUACUGGCUUGCCCACCAGCCUUCCCCCCUUUGUCUUUGGAGACACUAAGACGUUAAAUAUCCAUCUGUGGAGAUAUUCAAGCCCUGACAGGAUGGGGUCCUGGGCAACCUGCUGUAGCUGACCCUGCUCGAGCAGGGGUUGGACUAGGUGAUCUCCGGAGGUCCCUGCCAGCCUCAGCUCUUCUGUGAUUUGGCUGGCCCUUGUAUGAGGUAGGACUGUUGUGACGGGCUCUAAUUAGUAGACAGCAGCCAGUAAGUUGCCGGUGUGCUGCACAGGUGAUUAUGACAAGUUUAUUAAGUGUUGUCCACAACAACUAUAGGCAGAUUAACUGUGCAGAGAGUUGGGCUUUGCUCAUCUGAAAUGUGGAGAAAGGCUUUCUUUUCUUUUCCAGCACAGUGAAGGGGAAUGGGGUGCGUUUGCAGGGGCUGGGACAGUUCAGUGACAAGUCUGACCCUGGGACUGAGUUUUCUUAAUGCGCAGCUUUAAGGAGGUUACAGCAGACCUUGCUCUCUACUGCCCGAGGGGACCGAUGGUUAUCUUACUUUAUGCUGCCUCAAAGAUGUAGAACUUCCUACCAAGUUGUCUGUCUGUAUUUCUUUUUCCCUUUUUUUUUAUUUUUAAGCAGUUUGUUAGUAUUCAUUAAAAAUAUUGUAUAGUUUAACUUGAUGUCAUACUGGAUCUUUUAAAAAAAAUAUGUGAUAACUUGGAUUUUUAAAGAGCUCUUUGAUUCUAGGUAGCUAUUUUUUGCUGCUUAAUAUGUAGUAAGUUCAGUGUAUGCUUUACUGGAGGAGUAAAAAUGAGGAGUAAAACUGAGAAGGAAGGCUAAUCCUGUCUUUACAGAAGGGCUUGGUGGUGACGGAGACUAUGAGUGUGGGACCGGUGCUAGCUGGGGAGCACAGCACCUAUCUGAACCCUCGCUCUGUUCCUGGCUCGGGCUGUGGUUGGCUCUGCCUUUGCCCUAAGCAGCUGCUAUAGGUCCCCAGAGCUGGGGCUUCGGUGGUCACCCUGACUGCUUGGGCACAACUCCAGCAGCCAGGAUCAGUGCUCAGAGCUGGGAGCUUGCAGAGAGGCUCAUCUUGAGUAUGAGGAGGGUGGUGAAAUGGAGUCUGCUGGAGCCUCCGGGGGCUUCUCUGGUUGUAUUUCUUUAUGGGGCAGGGGCUGGCUAGAGUAGGAGUUUGGAGGAAUCGUUUGUGUGGGCCCCAGAUGGCUGUGCCCUGCUCUCUGCCCUCCCGGGGGCUGCCUGGGGAGCUGGGCAGCCUCGGGUGCUUGGGGCAGAGCAGGUGGGACCUGGACACAGCGCGCUGGCCAUGGAGCUGCUGGAUCCCGUCCCUUUGGUACCAGCUUGGCACGGGGACUGUUGGAGAGCGCUUCCCUUGUGCUGUGCAGCUGGGAAAGCGCUCGGUGUCCCAGCAAGGAGCUCUGGCUCUGCUUCGGCUGUGGCAACAGCCAAGCAGCACCUUGGGCAGAGAGAGCAUCGCCAGGGCUGUGUGCUUGAGGGAAAAGGGAUGAGCUCAGGUCCAGGUUGUCAGUAGGUGCCUCCAGGUUUGAAAACAUCUUGGUGUGGCAUUAGAGCGUCAUUAAGUAGGACUGGCCAUGGGCCCCUGGUGACUCGGUCUUUUCAUCGUUUGCUGCCCUGCAACAGCCCAAAUCCAGCAGGAGCCUGUGGAGGCUUCAGCUGCUGGACCUCAGUGCUGGCAGGUGGAGGGGCUGCGCAGAGCAGGUGGCUGAGCGGCCACUGAGAGCUUCAGGUGUAUUCUUAUAGGGAGGUUGUCUGGUUGGAAGCAACUGUGUUGCGUACAGUGGGCUGGGGGAGCAGGUCACUCUCUGUUGCUGUGCCUUUGGGUCAUGUUUUGUACAGUGAGGUGAGAGGGGAUGGAAAUAGCGGGAGGCACAUGGAUGUCAGGAGCUGGGUGGGGAGAUGGGGAUUGGCCUGGGGGGCCGAUGUCCCCUGGGCAUCACACUGCCAAGGGCUCUUCUAACUGCUGGUGUUUCCUUUUCAAACCAAAGAGCAGUUGUAGCCAAAGCCUCUUGGGAGUAAAAUGUGAUUCUACUCUGUACCUGUGUUGCGCUUCCCUUCUGACAGUUAUUUCAAGAGAUUUUCAGGCUUCUUCAUGCUGUGUCCGCUUAGCCUCUUGUGUCACUCACCACCCCACAGCACCCAGGAGGGUUGUUGUGCUGGAGCUGGUGUUGCAUCAGCCCUGUGGCAAGUGUUUGCAUGUCUUCAGGACCUGGUUGCCAGACUGCCUGAGGAUGCUCUAGGGCUGGAGCAGGGGAUGGUCUCUCCUGAAAGGUUGUUCUCUUUGGCAGGCAGCUUGAGCAUAGGAUGCCACUGGGGAGGUGAUGGGGACAAUUAGGCUGGCCAAAAGUAGUGUGAUUAUUGUCCAGGAGAUAAAUACUGCUCUCUAGGGCUGCUGUUCCUCUGGCUUCCUGGGUCCAGGAAGAAGACAGUCUGUUACCUGGGCUUUUUUCUGAUCUUCACUUGCCCUUACCCUACCUACAGGAUGCCUUCAGGUGUGUCUUGGCCCCUUCCCCUCCACAGCUAUUUUCCUUAUACUUUUAUAAAACCUUCUAGGCUUCUUUGCCCUUUGUUCAGCUCUUUAUUUGUAAGCAGCAGUUUGCUUUCCAUCCCUUUUUCCAUUUAGAUUGUGAGGCUUCUUCCCCUUCUCCUCCUACUCCUCCCUGCCUCAAAUUCCUCUCCCAGGUGAUACCAAACCUCUGAUGAUGCAGUCAGGUGUUUGGGACCCAAAUUUUGCUGGAUUCCAUUGCGUGCUUCUGGUCCUUUCCUCCAUGAGGCCAUCCGUCUUGCUGGGCACAGGCGAUGCCUGUGGCCUGGCAGCUCGGCUUGGCUGGGUCGUGUCCAUGGCUGUGGCAAGUAAGUCUAAGCCAGGACCAGGAACCAGAACAGAGCAUUUCCAAGGGUUAAGUCAGACAUUCCUGGGGAAAAGUCGUGUCGCUGGGGAGGGGCUGAACUGCUUGGCUCCCCCUGGAAUGCCUGCAGAGCAACUGUAGCAUUGAGCAGAGUUAACACUGGCAUGGACACUCCUGGGACCAUGCGUAUGCCCAGGUGACCCUGCCAGCUCUCCAGUGAGCAGAUGCUGUCCCUGUGACCUGGGUGGGAAGACGUGUGCACUCUGGUCUUGGGGCCAUGUGCUGGAGUGAUGGGUGAGGGGGAAAGCAUCCUCUGACAGUGGUUUGGGACCAUUGGCUGUCAACAAUAAGCAAAAAAACCCUUGUUAUUCUUCAGAGUUUGACUCUUCCUCUGUUGGGUGGGGAGUUUGCCUGCAGAAAGGUUCCUGCACGUGCAGGUGUGAUGUUAAGAUGCAAUAAGGGCAGGCUGCAAGGUUUGGGGACAGCAGCUCCCCCCAGGGCCCCUCUGAACCCAGCUUCUCCCCCACUGCCUGGCUCCCGCUGCAGCAUCUCCCAGCAGCUGCCUCUGCUGCUUUCUCGACGUGAAGAUGCUGCUCUCGCAGCGUGCCUGGGAUGCUUGGUGGGCAGAGCAGGACUGCAGGUGGGAGCUGGACCGUGGGCUUGUUUCCAAGCUGUGGAUCAGAGGGAUUUCAUGGCCAGUGAGGUUCUCAGUCUCCUUCAAACCUGCACUUGGGCUUCCGGCAGGUUCCCAGGGCUGUGGGAGGUUGCGGCCAAGGAUGCUGAGGUUCGUGUGGCUUGCAGUGCCUUUAACACUGCUCUCCGUGUGUUUCUGACAUGAUACUCCAUGUAUGUGUGUAUAUAUAUUGUAUUAACACAUCCCGCUCUUCUGUGUGAGUGUUAAAUUGUUUUGCUUUACUAAUAAAUUUAUAGUUAUUUAUA